This is a messenger RNA of Hydractinia symbiolongicarpus, 4618 nucleotides long. Its product is annotated as E3 ubiquitin/ISG15 ligase TRIM25-like. NCBI's taxonomy places the organism in Eukaryota, Metazoa, Cnidaria, Hydrozoa, Anthoathecata, Hydractiniidae. Bases 2238 to 3839 code for a protein of 533 amino acids. The transcript has 8 exons. The record is from RefSeq and is a predicted model, not a curated record.
AAACUCCUUUCUCCAUCACUUAUCUCAAAUAGAAAGAAAAAAUUGUAUUCUUGAAAAGUCGGUUGAAACAUCAUUACUGGGUGAUUUGCUAUGUUCCAUUGUAAAGGCAAAAGUGAGUAAAGAUGAUGAUGUGGUGAAAUCUAAUGUGUUCGGUGAUUUGGAUAAUACAAAUGCAAAAGAUAAUUGUGAAACUUUAUUCAACUUUAUUAAAACCUUUCCAGACCUAAUGAAAAAAUUAGACCAAGCCCUGACAUCAAAAAGGAUUAUUAAACCUGUUUGUAGGAAGAAAAAAAAUUAGAACAGUUUAUAUAAAACAAAAAAAGUAAAAAGACUGGAAAAACAACAUUAAAGAAAGCAACCAAAAGUGUCAUUGUAAAAACAGAGCCGUUAUAUGACAUGCAUGACAUUACUCUUGAUUUUGAUUUUGACUUUUUCACCAAUUGACAGUGGUGCUGAAUAUGAUUUUGACUAUUUCACCGAUUGACAGUGGUGAUUUCGAUUGUGACAGAUAUGACAACAAGUUUGAUUAUGACUUUUACUGAUUUUAAUUUUUGAUCACGGAGUUACAUGGAUUAACUUUAUUAGUAGCAUUAUUAAUUAAUUUGACAGUAAUAAGAUGGAUUGACCCCAACUUGUUGAUUUGAUUGGUUGAUAUAUUUUCAUUAUGAGGAAACUUGGAUUGAAAAGUAUUACUAGUUUCAUUUUGAUUAUAAAGAAACUUUAAUUGAAAACAUUAUUGGCAAUUUUAUUUUAAUUGUUAUAAAUUAUAAAAGUAAUGUUAUUAUGUUUGUUUUAAAUGGUACAUUAGGUUGUAUGAAAAAAGGGAAGAAAGGGGAUGGUGAACUGUCAAGAAGCAGGAAUAGUACCUAGCUUGUUAAAUUAUUUAACACACAGAGUUAAUGUGAAGAGGAUAUACAUUGCUCGUCAAAUUCACAGUGUCCACUCUGUCAAAGAAUGUCAACAAAUAGAAAAUUUAGGAGUGGUUAAUCAGAACUAAUCUAAUUUUUCAAAAUAUUGGCAAGUUGGACAUAAGAGAGGUGAUUCUGGUUUAAAUGAACUUUGGUUAGCUGUCAUAAAAUUGCUUUAUUCUAUUUUUAAGCAGUUUUCUUAAUUUUUCCCUAAAAGAUAUAAAAAAUUAUAAUUGUUAACCAAAUUUAUUGUUACAAAGCUUUCAAAAAAGUAGAUUGAACUUAUGUCAAGGACAAUAUCAGACUUUUCAAAAUUUUAAUAGAUAACUGCAUUUAGGAUGAAAAAGCCCAAAAAUGCAUCUUAAAGAGCACCUGAGAUAUAAACUGAUGUUGGACCUAUAUUAUAGAGCUUAAAAAGUUGGCUAACAAUGUAUAGGGCACCCAGAAAAUUUUAUUGCAAAUCAAGCAGGUCCUGAGUUUUGGGUUGUUGGAAAAAAAAUUAAGAGGCUUGAAAUCUAUAUUAUAAUACCCAUAUGCGUCUGUCUGUCGCGCAAAAUGGUACCGCAAGUAGCGAGACACGCGCAUUGAAGUAUAAAAAGGUUGGGCGAACCCGUGGAUUUUUCCACGGGCCAUCAAAUAGUAUUUUAUAUAAAUCAAUUCACCUUUAUACUAUCUAUGCAUUGAUAAAGUUUGAAUGUGCAUCCCUUGACAGAUUUAAAAUACUGAUCACGAAAAAUGUAAAAAAUUGCUAAUACUUAAAUAUAAUUAAAAAAUUUAAAAAGACUUGUUAACCACGUCUUUAAGCUCUAUAAUAUAAGUCCAACAUCAUUUUAUACCUCGAGUUCCCUUUAAGUUAAAAAGGCUAUAAGGCACAAACCGUUUUUUAUUACAAAAACUUUCAUUUUUGAUAGUUUUGAGUAUUUCUUAAAAAAAACACUAAAUACCCUAAAAAUUUCAUGUAACUUUUGAAUUAAAUACUUUUGGCCAAGUCGGCAAAUAAAAUCUCACUCUUUAUAUAUAAAAUGUAGUAACAUGGUUACAUUUUGCUCCUUAAAAUUAAACGAACACUUUUAGGGCCUAUUUUUCUGAGUAAAAAGACAUCUUAUACUGUAAAUUUUUCAAGGGAAUAUUUUCUGUCCAGUUGCUAGAGAAAUAAAAUCUUGACAUCAUAGUAUUUUUUAAUACUUGUAAAAGUUUAUGAAUUUUGUUUGUUUUUUUAGUUUAUUUGAAACUUGAAACAGUGAAAAGUAUUACAGGAUGUCAAUGAAUUUUCGGUUUUCACGUAAUAUUAAACUCAAUAAUGUGUAAAGUAUUAUAGGGUGGAAUAGGAUGGAAAGCUCUGGCGAUAUAUCUCAACUCAAGAAACAAUAUGAAUGUGCAAUUUGUCUCGAACAACUUUAUAAACCAAAAACACUUAAUUGUCACCAUUCUUUUUGUAAAGAUUGUUUGGACGAAAUAGUUACCUUUCGUCAUGAUGGAAGCGCUUCUAUUUCUUGCCCAAUGAAAUGCAACGUGACAACUAAAAUUGCAUGGAAUGAAACAACAUAUGCAUUAGCAGCCAACUACCAUGUUCAGGGAACAUUGGACAUCAUGUGUAACACAGUAAAGAAUAAAAGUCUUGCACCAGUUUGUCAAGCACUUCCACAAUGUGUUAAUAGUGUUUCGAAAUGGUGUUUAACCUGUCAUGAAUAUUUUUGCAAAUUUUGCCUUACACAGCAUUUCAAAGAACAUGAUGAAGUACAGGGUGCGGUAGAUGUUGAGUAUAAUUCCAAACAAGGAAGGUUGGAACCACUUUGUGAUGAACAUCAAACCGUGGCCAAAUUUGUAUGUCGAGAAUGUAAAAUGAAGUUUGUCUGUUUGUAUUGUAAACAAAGAAAUCAUAAAACUCAUUUCCUUGAAAAAAUCGAAGAAUGUUCUAAAAAAAUUAGAAAAUGGAUAGAUGAGCAAAAAGAAAUGUUUACACAGAAAUGUAUUGAGCUGGGCAGUAAAGAAUAUGCUUCUGCGUGUAAACAGAUGGAGUUUUUUAAAUCUGAUUUUGUAAAAGAAAUAAAAAACAGAAAAGUAAAACGAGUUAAUACAUUUAUGUCAUUGUUGUGCAACGAAGAAAAAAAGCUACUUGGAACGUUCCACAAUAUGGUAGAGACGUUUAAAAGAGAAGUGGGAAAUGAUGAUGAAUGGAAACUGGAAAAAUACAUUGGUGGUGUCAAUGAAAAAGCAGACUUUGAACUAAUUGCUGAAAAAAGUGCCGUCCAGCAAGAAAUUUUUAAGAUCUGCAAGAAUAUCCAAGAAAAAUCAUUAUCAAGAUUUUUUGUUAAUUUUAAGGAACUAACUGACGAAGGUAAUACAGAUGCACCAUUAGGAGAAUUGUCAGUGGACCAUAACAAAGACCAGGUUUGUGUAGAUGUUAAAAAUCCACUGUUUUGGGGUUUAUUAAAAGCCACUAACAUGUCUGGUGUCGCAGAAAGUUUCAUUGCUGAUAUUGAGGAGCAAUUGGCUCAUUCAAAAGAAUUGCUUGGAACUACAAAGCCAACCACUUCUCACUGUGAGAAUUCUACCCAGCAGGAUGUGAAGGAAACUGUCAAAAUUUGUAUGGAGGAUUUUUCUUCUCAAUUUCCUGAAAACUCAGUCACACAGGAGGAAAAAGAAGUUGAUGAAAUUGCUGAAAAAAGAGGUACAAUGUUUCACCCAAAAAAGAUUGACGAUCUUAAAGUUGGAAUGCAGGCCAGCAUUAAGAGAGAAGGAAAACAUCCUUUGGGUGUCAUAAAGUGGAUUGGUAAAUUUCCACAUAGCUCUACUGUUCAGAUUGGCAUUGAGUUGGAUGACAAAUUGGGAAAACAUGAUGGAUCAUAUCAAGGUAAACAGUACUUCAAGUGUAAACCUGGCCAUGGCGUGUUUGUGUCAUUUCACCAAAUACUGAUAGUUUUAGGUUGAAAGCGUUCAAAGAAAUAUGAAAAAGACUUGUGUUUUAAUUAUACUGAAGGCUAUCUAGAAUUUAAAGAAUAUUUUCGCAUAUUUUAACGAAAAAGUGAUGGAAACAUUUUAGUUGUUAAUUUAUAUUGGCUUUCUGUUUAUUCUUCUUUUUUAAAUAUGUUUAUAAAUACGGUUUACGAGAAUAUGGGGUUACAACACAAAGCUAUGUUUUUAUAUGAUGCUUCCUAAUGCAGGAUUUCAAAUUACACAUUAAUGUUUCGGAAAAUUUUCUUAUUUUUAAAAAUGAAAUGUAUUUUUUGUUAUGUUUCUUAAAACAUGUAAAUUUAUGAUUUCUAAUCUGUAUUUGAAAAAUAAAUCUUUUUUUUACCAAUGAUAUUAAACAUGAACUGAUUUAUCAAAUAUUUUUGCUGUAAGAGUUGGGAAUUAUUAUAAUUUAUAUUUAUUAUUAUAAUUUUACGUCUUUGAUUUUUAGUAACUCAUACAAAUGUGUGUUAACUUGAACUCUUUAGCCUCCUGUUCGUCCUUUUUCUCAUUAUAUUUUUUACUUGCGAAAACUUAAAAAAUUGGCCUUUCUCCCUAACUAGUAUUUCUCUUUUUUAUUCUUAAAUUAACAAAUUGUUUAAAAAAAAAACAAAUUAUGUUUCUUGGUUAUUCUAAAAUUUGAGUUUCAGAAGUGUGUUUAAUGUGAAGAGUUUUCCAUUUAAAUCAUUUGAAGGUGUUUUUAAGAAGAAUUGUAUGGCAUUAUUCUCUUUUUUUUUUAAAUUUAAAUUAUAUGUAGA